This is a messenger RNA of Phytophthora nicotianae INRA-310, 738 nucleotides long. RefSeq lists its product as hypothetical. NCBI's taxonomy places the organism in Eukaryota, Oomycota, Peronosporomycetes, Peronosporales, Peronosporaceae. Bases 1 to 738 code for a protein of 245 amino acids. Gene Ontology annotation, cellular component: endoplasmic reticulum. The transcript has 2 exons. The record is from RefSeq and is a predicted model, not a curated record. Gene Ontology annotation, molecular function: protein-folding chaperone binding; misfolded protein binding.
AUGAGCCACAGCUCGACGCGCGUACGUCUACGGCUACUGCUGGCGCUACUAUUCGCUCUCGCAGUAGCCUCCAUCCACGCCAUGGACCCCAGUAAAGACUAUUACAAAGUACUGGGCGUGAGCAAGCAGUUCUCAGACCGCGAGCUCAAGAAGGCGUACCGUCAAUUAGCGCUCCAAUACCACCCCGACAAGGCAGAGAACGCCGAAGAUAAAGAAGCAGCCAAAGAAAAAUUCGUCGAGGUCUCAGAGGCCUACGAAGUAUUAUCCGAUCCAGACAAGCGCAAAGAAUACGACGACGCCAGACGUUUCGGAGGAGGUACAAGCGGCGGAUUCCCCGGUGGAUUCGGAGGCCAGGGAGGUAGAAGACGCUCCACGGACGAGAACAUGGCGUCGUUCACCAAGAUGUUCGAGAGCGUCUUUGGUCACGGAUUCGGAGGAGCAGGAGGCUUUUCAGGUGGUGCAGGUGGAUUUGGUGGAGGAUUUCCCGGUGGAGCGGGCUUUGGCGGACGUGGGAUGCCCAAUGAGUUCCAGUUUGAUGGUAUGGACGGCUUUGGGCAUGCUAAGCGUCCAGGAGCUCGUGGUCAGCCUCAGGCGAGACACCCCACGACGUUGUAUGGACCCGAGUCGCCUGUAAAGUCGCUGUCGAAGAAGAAAUUCCCCGGCAAAGACAAGAAAUAUGCAGACUAUGUUGAUUUGUAUUUCACGAAAGCACGGAUGUGGCAGUAUGUGACUAAAUAG